AUGGCAGAGGCAUAUCAAGAAGUUGAGAAGCGCAUUAACAAGGCCUGCAAUUCCAUUAAAGGUCAAAAAAAGCUGAAUUUUGCGUGUUUAGCCCGUGAUUUUAACGUGCCAGCCCGUCAGGAGAAGAAACAAGCUGAUAAACAGGCCGAGCAAGAACUUUAA
This is a messenger RNA of Aspergillus tanneri, 162 nucleotides long. RefSeq lists its product as uncharacterized. The transcript has 2 exons. NCBI's taxonomy places the organism in Eukaryota, Fungi, Ascomycota, Eurotiomycetes, Eurotiales, Aspergillaceae. Bases 1 to 162 code for a protein of 53 amino acids. The record is from RefSeq and is a predicted model, not a curated record.